AUGCCAGCAGUCACGACCGACGGGCCAACGGUCGCCCUAUCCUUUGCGAACAACUUCUGGGGCAAAGAUGACGCCGGCGUCGGACCUAUGUUCGAGCGCAUGCAUGCUGCGAAACAGACAUGCGAUGAGCUACGAUCAUUCUACAACUCACGAGCAUCAAUCGAAGAUGAAUACUCUCGGAAGCUGCUGUCGCUCUGCCGCAAAUCCCUUGGAUCCCAGGAGAUGGGUACCCUCAAAACGUCACUCGAUACUGUAAGGGGCGAGGUGGAAGCGAUGGCCAAGCAGCAUCAGAAUAUCGCUGCUCAGAUGAAGAGUGAGCUUGAGGAACCGUUAGCUGCCUUCGCUGGCGGCAUGAAAGAGCGACGCAAGAUUGUCCAAAACACCAUUGAGAAGCUGCUCAAAGUCAAAGUUCAACAGACCCAACAAGUGAACAAGACUCGGGAUCGCUACGAACAGGAGUGCUUGAAAAUUAAGGGCUACCUUGCACAAGGACACAUGGUUAUGGGUCAAGAAGAGCGAAAGAAUAAGGCAAAGCUCGAGAAGACCCAGAUUAGCCUUGCAACGUCAAAUACCGAGUACGAAAAUGCCGUAAAGGCCCUGGAAGAGACGACUGCUCGCUGGAAUAGAGAGUGGAAGGCUGCCGCCGACAAGUUCCAAGAUCUUGAGGAGGAGCGACUGGACUUCACGAAGAGUAGCCUGUGGACUUUCGCUAAUAUCGCAUCGACUGUGUGCGUUAGCGACGACGCAUCAUGCGAGAAGAUCCGCCUAUCUCUGGAGAAAAUGGAGGUCGAGAGAGACAUUGUCAACUUCAUCAAGGAAAGGGGAACAGGACAGGAAAUCCCAGACCCUCCUAAAUACAUCAACUUCUGUCGAGGCGAUGUUGAUUCCCAGUCAGAGGCUUCAGAGGAUGAGAAUUACUCUGUGGCUCAAUUCCCUAGAAGCAUUAAUCCUGCCUUCCGGUCAUCUUCUCCACAGCCGUCUACCUACGAGUCACACCAUGAUCCUGCUUCGGCUCUAGCUCGAGACCUUGGUCACGGUGACCCCGGCACACCUCCCAGCCGGGAACAAACAAUGACGCCUCAGAAGAUGCCACUGCCGGUUAUGCAGCCUCAGGAGCGAUCUCGACAGAUGCCACCCGAUGGAUAUCAGAUGCCGGUCUCGCAAGGCAGGCCACCAUAUGAUCCCAACGAGUUUGCUGCCGUGCCUCACGAUCCCUACCCUAUGGAUGGAAUGACAAUGCUUUGUCGCACCCGACCAACUUCUGACUUGAGCUCCCAACUCAGUUCUCAGUCUGGGUCCCAGCGACCUGUCAGCCGUGAUGAGAAUAGCGACUAUUCCAAUCCCACCUCGUUCUCUAGUCAAGAACCACCAAGCGGGAUGGUAUCUCCUGUAAAGCAGGAGCCUAUUGCGCCUCCCGUCGCAGAAAAGAAGGUGUUGAAGAAAAAGAGCGGUUUCUUCCAGAAUCACAGCCCAUUCAGGCGCAAGAGCACCAAAGAGGUUGCACCGAACAACCGAAACACAUGGCAUCUUGGAGGAUCUAACUCAAGCCGUCCCCAAUUGUAUACUGGCGAUGCUCAGAAUCUGCUGCAGGAACGGACUGCCAGCCCUGAUCCUAUCGAUGCAAAUGCCAGCUUGGCACUCAAUGUCGGGAACAACGUAUUUCCUGUGACGACCCCCGGCAGAGACAAGAAAGCUCCCGCCAACGAGCCAGCAGCUCCGGAUGAUGAUCCCAUUGCACUAGCGCUUGCAGAGCUCAAAGGUGUCACUGUAGGCAAGCAAUCAUCCGUGAGAGUUUCGGCAGACCAUUAUCAUGGUAUCGCGACACCAGCGCCAGGCGCGCAAUCGUUCUCUCGCUCUGUCCCGCCCAGGGGCAGUAGUGCAGUUGCAGCAGCACAGCGAGGUACACCACCUCCAUCCUAUGACCAGCAAGUGCAGGUUCAGCGUUUGGGUGUGCCAUCGCCAGCAGUCACCUCCAAAGCAAUGAAGCAGACAUCACAGAAAUACACUCAGCAGACGAGAAACAUGUUCGGUGCCGAGCGACCAGGAUCAGCCCGUGCAUUGUAUGUAUACCAAGCUGCAAUUCCAGAAGAGCUCGGCUUUGCAAAGGGUGACGUUCUCGCCGUCCUCCGUCAUCAGGACGAUGGAUGGUGGGAGGCCCAAAUUCACGGAGGAAACGGACACAUUGGGCUGGUCCCCAGCAACUAUCUCCAAGCUUGUUGA
Phaeoacremonium minimum UCRPA7 is the source of this 2220-nucleotide messenger RNA. RefSeq names its product putative cell division control protein. The transcript has 5 exons. Gene Ontology annotation, biological process: cytoskeleton organization. The coding region runs from base 1 to 2220 and encodes 739 amino acids. The record is from RefSeq and is a predicted model, not a curated record. NCBI's taxonomy places the organism in Eukaryota, Fungi, Ascomycota, Sordariomycetes, Togniniales, Togniniaceae. Gene Ontology annotation, cellular component: cell division site; plasma membrane; cytoplasm. Gene Ontology annotation, molecular function: protein binding; phospholipid binding.